Molecule: messenger RNA, 4327 nt
Organism: Syngnathus acus (greater pipefish)
Lineage: Eukaryota; Metazoa; Chordata; Actinopteri; Syngnathiformes; Syngnathidae
Gene: astn1
Product: astrotactin 1
Exons: 24
Coding region: 123-4067 (1314 amino acids)
Biological process (GO): neuron migration; neuron cell-cell adhesion
Molecular function (GO): protein binding
Source: RefSeq, a predicted model, not a curated record
GAGAGCCCUCCGUUGCAUCAGAGCCCCUCACUCACUCUCCUCCGCCAGGCUCCCUGCCUCCAACACAGGCAGGCUCCGAGAGAAGCUAAAAGGAGGCGAGAGAAAAUAAUCAAGCAUCGGUGAUGGCGCCUGCUAAAGCUAGAUCGCUGCUACUCGGGUUGCUCUGGCUCCUUUUGACGGAAAAUGUCCGGUGUCUUCACGGCGACGAGGACCAGAACCAGGACACCGAGUGUAAGACGAAGAGCGUCACCGUAUCCGCGCUGCCUUUUUUAAGGGAAAACGACCUGAGCAUCAUGCACAGCCCGUCGGCCUCUGAACCGAAGCUUCUUUUUUCCGUUCGAAACGAUUUUCCUGGAGAUGUCGUGGUAGUGGACGACCUAGAAAACACCGAGCUUCCAUUUUUUGUCCUAGAGAUUUCUGGGAACUCAGAGGACAUCCCUUUGGUGCGAUGGAGGCAGCAGUGGCUGGAGAAUGGUACUUUGCUCUUUCACAUACACCAUCAGGAUGGCAGCCUAAGCCUCCCUGAACCAACUGAAGAUCCAGCAAACACUUCUGCAAAGGAGGAGCUCCGCAUCCUGCAUAUCUCAGUGAUGGGUGGGAUGAUUGCCCUUCUGCUGUCCAUCCUGUGUCUGGUCCUCAUUCUCUACACCCGCCGACGCUGGUGUAAACGCCGCCGGAUCCCUCAGCCUCAGAAGAGUGCCAGCGCUGAGGCAGCUAAUGAGAUCCAUUAUAUCCCCUCAGUGCUGAUGGGAGGCCAGGCCCGAGAGAGCUUGAGGAACUCCCGGGGUCAGGGGCCAAACUCCAGUGGUACCCUCAGUAUCCGAGAGACUCCAAUUCUGGAUGGGUACAAGUACGAGUAUGACAUCACAGAUCUGCGUCACCAUCUGCAGCGAGAGUGUAUGAAUGGGGGCGAGGAAUUUGCAAGUCAAGUCAGCCGUACCCUGGAUUCACUGCAGGGUUGCAAUGACAAGAAUAAUAUGGACAUGACUCCUGUGAGUGAUAACAAGCUGGCUCUAAUGAACAAAUAUAAAGACAAUAUCAUUGCCACCAGUCCAAUCGACAGUAACCACCAGCAGAACACCUUGCUUCCACACAACACCUCCACCAGCCAGCGCAAGCGUCUCUCCAGCAACAAUCGCACAGGUUCAAGUUUCUUGAACCCAGACGGAGACUCUGGCACUGAGGCUGACAGUGAGCCUCAGCUGGCUUUUUACACCGACCCAAACCGCAGUCGACGCCGGAGUCGAGGUAUGAGAAAUGGUAACGCCAACAGCGCAUGGGGCUCAGGGGCAGCAGGUUCCCCAAGGAGCCCCAUCAAUAAGACCACACUGACUCUAAUCAGUGUCAUCAGCUGCGUGAUGAGCCUGGUGUACUGCUCUCACAUGUCCUGCAGCCUCUCAGUACGUGUAAUCCUGCAUGUGCCGGAGCACCUCAUUGCUGACGGGUCAAGGUUUAUCUUGCUGCAAGGAAGUCAAUUGGAUGCCUCUGACUGGCUGAACCCAGCGCAGAUCUUGCUGUACUAUCAGCAGAAUGCCAGUGGGCCGUGGGUGAAUGAACUGUGUGGACGACGCCUGCUGGACCCCUGUGAGCACCAGUGUGAUCAAGAGACAGGAGAAUGCAUUUGCCUGAGUGGCUACAUGAAGGACCCGGUCCACAAGCACCUCUGCAUCCGUAGUGAGUGGGGGCCCAAUCAGGGGCCUUGGCCUUACACCAUUUUCCAGCGUGGUUUUGAUCUUGUGAUGGGAGAGCAACCCUCUGAUCGUAUUUUCAGAUUCACGUACACUUUAGGAGAAGGGAUGUGGCUGCCUUUGAGUAAAAGCUUUGUCAUCCCACCUGCAGAGCUUGCCAUCAACCCUUCUGCAAAAUGCAAGACUGAUAUGACAGUUAUGGAGGAUGCUGUAGAUGUAAGAGAAGAAUUGAUGAUCAGCUCAUCCUUUGACUCUUUGGAGGUUCUCCUCGACUCAUUCGGACCCGUCAGAGACUGUACCAAAGACAACGGCGGCUGUAGCCGCAAUUUCCGCUGCAUAUCUGAUAGAAAACUGGACUCCACUGGAUGUGUGUGCCCCCCAGGAUUGAGUCCUAUGAAGGAUGGGAGUGGGUGCUAUGACCACCACAUUGGCAUUGAUUGCUCUGAUGGGUUCAAUGGAGGGUGUGAGCAACUGUGUCUCCAGCAACUGGCUCCUCUGGAAGAUGAUCCCACUCUCUAUAACAUCCAGAUGUUCUGUGGCUGUAUUGAAGACUACAAGCGAGGGCCAGAUGGAAGAUCAUGCCUGCCAUUAUCUGAUGCCUGCUCAGAAGGGAUAGACUGUGGGGAAGCUACAGACAUUCCAGCUAACCAAACUGUGUUUGGAGAUCUUUUUUAUGGCUACAACAAUCACACCAAAGAGAGCACCUCUGGACAAAUUCUGAAGGCCACGUUCAGACAGAAAAAUUUUGCUCGAGGUAUUGAGCAGCAGCUACCAGAUGGCAUGGUGGUAGCAUCUGUACCAACAGAAGUUCAGUGUCACGAGGAACUUUUAGACCCUGUGCCCGACCCAGAAUACCUCACAGGCAUGGUGAAUUACAGUGAAGUGUCUGGCUACCCUCUUGUGCAGCGUUGGAGUCUUCGCUCUGUGCUCUACCAUGUCAAACUCAAUCAGUGGGUUUUAUCUCAAGCCUUCAGCUCAGCCAUUCAUUCACUGGAUGGGGCAACACAGAGGGGUGACUUUGCAUCCAUCCUAAAGGAAUUUGGGAACCACUAUGUGCAGGAGGCCAUGUACGGGUUCCAAGAGUCCUGUACUAUUUGGUACCCCAACAAACAGGUUCAGAGGCAACUGUGGCUUGAGUACCAGGACAUCAGCAAAGGUAACUCACCCUCUGAGGAAUCAGAGGAGCAUGACAAGGAGCCUAGGACUUUGACCUACCCUGCAUAUAUUGCCAGUUUGCUGGACGCAGGAGCCAAGCGGAUGGCAGCCGGUGUCCGGAUGGAUUGCACCAGCCAGGGCCAGUGCCCUCGUUCUUGCCAUCUCUGCCAUAUGAGUCCAAGGGCGGCUCAAGGACGACAGCAGUCCGAGCCUGUGCUAUUGCAAAUCACCAAGGCAGCUCCCAUCUAUGAAUUGGUGUCCAACAAUGAGACAUAUCAGGCUCUUCAAGAGGCAAUGAUGAGCAUGCUGUGGUGUUCAGGGAGGGGUGACGUGAUUGAUGACUGGUGUCGGUGUGAUUCCAGUGCCUUUGGCGCAGAUGGACUCCCCACCUGUGCACCUCUUCCACAACCAAUGCUGAAACUAUCUUACACUUAUGAGCCGAGUAGCUCAUUGCUCAUCAUGGAAUGGAACCACACAGAACCACCAAUUGGUGUGCGGAUCAUUGAUUACCUCAUUAGCCAGGAGAAGGUGACUGAGAGGACUGACCACUCGAAAGUUGAGACAGAAACGCUCCUGAGCUUCGUGGAUGAUAUCUUGUCUGGCGCCAGAUCUCCAUGUGUGAUGUUAGGAGACAUUCCAAACCUGCUGUCCUCCUCGGUCAGCAUGAUCGUCCGCUGUCUGGAGCCUGACACCACAUAUAUGUUCCGGCUUUGGGCAGUUGACAACACUGGGCGUCGCUCCAGUCCAAGUGAGGUCACUAUUAAAACUCCAUGCCCAACUGUGGAUGACGUCAAGGCUCAAGAAAUAGCUGAUAAAAUCUACAACCUAUUUAAUGGCUACACUAGUGGGAAGGAGCAGCAAACAGCAUAUAACACUCUGAUGGACCUUGGUGCUCCAGCGUUGCAUCGAGUUCUCUACCACUACAACCAGCGAUAUGAGAGCUUUGGAGAAUUUACCUGGAGGUGUGAGGAUGAGCUUGGACCCAGGAAAGCUGGUCUGAUCCUCUCGCAGUUAAAUGAACUUUCCCCAUGGUGUAAAGGCCUCCUCCAGGAGCCCAAGAUUGGCCUUCGUAGGAUGUCUCUCAAGUUCCUUUCCUGUCGCUACACUGACACCAAGACCUUUGAAAUGAACUGGGCAGGUAUGGGCCAGGAUGUACACAAAGCAUGUGAUGAGCAAAUGCUCACUGUCAUGUAUAAUGACUAUGGUGAGCCCAAGGAAAUCUAAAUGUACAGUAGUGUUCAGAAUUAUAGUAGUGCCAUGUGACUAAAAAGAUUAAGCCAAGUUUUGAGUCUAGAUUUUAUGCUUACAUGGGAAACAAGGUAUACAAAGGGGCAAAAAAUGAUUGCCUGUUCAUCUUCAUACAAGGGUGUCAAACUCAUUUUUGUCGUGGGCCACAUCAUAGUCAUAAGUUUCCCUCGGAGGACGUGUUCAAAAAUUUUAAAAAGGCAAAUGGUAAUAAAAAUAGCAAGCAAUAUCUCUAUUUU